Helicoverpa zea (corn earworm) is the source of this 1327-nucleotide messenger RNA. RefSeq names its product dolichyldiphosphatase 1-like. Gene Ontology annotation, cellular component: intracellular membrane-bounded organelle; endoplasmic reticulum membrane. NCBI's taxonomy places the organism in Eukaryota, Metazoa, Arthropoda, Insecta, Lepidoptera, Noctuidae. Gene Ontology annotation, biological process: lipid biosynthetic process; protein N-linked glycosylation. The transcript is spliced from 6 exons. The record is from RefSeq and is a predicted model, not a curated record. Bases 451 to 1188 code for a protein of 245 amino acids. Gene Ontology annotation, molecular function: dolichyldiphosphatase activity.
UGAAUUGUCAUGAUGUAAAAACUAGUGAGAACAAUGUUAUAAUUCCUAACAAAAUGUGAUUGUAUUUCUUUAACUAUUAAUAAAGGCUUUCAAGAAUACCAGAAGUUUGAAUACCUACAAUAGGCCUUAGGGAACAUCUGUAUCCAUGACAUUACACCAAGACGCUUGUAGAUUGAGCUUUCAAAAUGUGUUGUAAAAUGUGAUUACUGUAUAGUUACGACAGCACAUUUGUCGUGCAAAUUGCUAAUGCUUGUUGGUUGUAGCUUGGAAUCCAGUAUAAUCCAGCCCCUGAAUAUUCUUGGCAUUUUACACAUUGGCAACACACGGUUACUGUCAUCGGUUUGAUUGAUUGUUGCGAGUGCGAGAUACUUGUCAAAAAACUUGUUUCGUGUCGUGCAAUGCUAUCGGCCGUGUUGUGGUUAAACUGAUGUUCUAGCAAAUGAAGCGAAAAUGGAGGAAGAGGCCAUGUCUAUGAGUGAUGUUUUGCAUAAUAACGGUGAUAUCGAAUGGCAACCACUAGCUCUUACUUUAGUUGAGUAUCCAAAGGGAGACUGGCUUGGAAAGUUCUUCGCACUUAUUAGCCUGUCCCCAUUUGGUAUUGGUGCUGGGUUUGUUGCCCUUAUUUUGUUUCGUCGUGAUCUUCACACUAUAACAUUUUUUACUGGCACAUUGGUGAAUGAAGUGUUGAAUAUAAUACUGAAACACAUAGUAUGUGAAGCCAGGCCCUUGUCAAGGGGACAUCUAUACAAUGAAUAUGGAAUGCCAUCAUCACAUGCUCAAUUUAUAUGGUUCUUUAGUAUUUAUGUUCUAUAUUUUGUAUUAAUCAGAUUACACCAUAUAAAUAAUAAUAGUAUAAUAUCAGCAUUAUGGAGGGUGAUAAUAGUAGGCGGCUGUAUGUUCCUAGCGUUGCUAGUAAGCAUUGCUAGGGUAUACUUACAUUAUCACACUACAUCCCAAGUUGUAGUCGGUGGAAUAGUUGGAUUUAUUUUUGCAACGCUAUGGUUUGCAAUAGUUCACAGAGUUUUCACACCAUUGUUUCCACAGCUAGUAUCAUUAAAACUAUGUGAAAUGUUGAUGAUAAGAGAUACAACGCUCAUACCCAAUGUACUGUGGUUCGAGUACACGACGUCGCGGCAGGAGGCGCGAGCGCGCGGCCGCAAGAUGGCAGCUCUGAAGCCGACGCAAUGACGGUGCGCGUGCGCGCGCGGCUCGGGCGCCGCAGUGCGGCCGCGCGCGUGACGCCUGGCGGCCGCCGCGGCGCUCGCGCUGCUCGGUGGCGUGCUCCUCACUAAAUCUGAUCCUGCUCGCUCCCUCCUCCCCUAACUAU